AUCGUUUGUGCCUUUUUUACGUAGAGCGAUGACAGAUGAUUCUCAUGUUCGUUUCUUGAAGUUACAUUUCGUUCACAAGAACAUGUAUAGUCCCUGUUCUUUCGAAUAUGCAUCGAUAGCAACCUCUCCUUCAUGCGCAUAGACACGCAACAGCCUUCUGUAUCAUUUUUUGUAAAGUUUCUCGAGCUUCACGAUAAAAAUUUGAGCAGGACUUGGUCUCAUGCUUUCGUUUCGACAUACUUUCCCACAGAGUUGACUGAACAGAUAUCUCUAUGCAGAUGAAAGUGAAACUGCUGCAGUACACCUGGAUACUGGAAAAGCAAAGGGCAAAAAGCACCGUGGCAGUACUGAAACCGAAAGUGAGCAUCUUUGAGUGAGAAAUGCAAAGAGGGCUAAGAAGUUUGGAAUUCAAAAGCAAAAUAGCCACAAGAUUAAACAUCGAGAAAAAGAACAAAGGACGCAAAAGGAGGCUUCUACUUACCGCAAAGAGCACAAUGGCCUUGAAAUACUUAUACAGAAUGUAUCUCACCUCUCUUUUGGCUAGUUCUAGCACCUUAAUAAGUUCAGCUUUGAUCAUGUUUUCCUCCGAUGAUACCAAACAUAACAUAGGUCUACCCCAAUGACUAGAGAUCGGUCGCAAGAAUGAACAGACCGACAGAAAACAUUCCAAGAACUUCAAGUCAUAUCGAAUUUGGAUUCCUAGAAUAAUCGACACUCAUAUCGAAUCCAUCAGCACAUCAACAAACAAAAUGCUGUUGACGACGCCCUCGCUCGAUCGCGAUUGUAUGAUAAAACGAACUUUUACGAAGGAAGAAGUGGCGGACCUUGUCGCAAAAAAGCAACGGUGUUGGAAAGUAGUUGGCGAGAAAAUCUACGACGUCAGUAGGUAGUUCGCUAUUACGAUUUAGUAGAAAUAACUACUCGUCCUCGCCUCUUGAUGGUAUGCAGAAGUAUCUUUAUUGAAAUUCGGAAGCGAAAAAUUCUCUUCAUAUUAUGGAAUGCACUUCAAGUAGUAGAGACGCCCUGAAAAAAUCGAAGAAUGUAAUACAGUCACAGAUAGACAGCACAAUUACCCUGCACAGGUUUGUUGCAGAUGUGACGGAUGAGGAAUUACUGAGCAAUGGGGAGAACGAGAAGUAUAUUGUAGGCAUCCUAACUUCUGACGAUCGACGUGCUCAGGAGGAUGCUCGUAUUCGACGCAAGCAGCACCCCAUGGAUACGUUGCGGAAUAUCAUGUACAAGGAAAAGGUACUUUUAGUGUGCAGUUCGUUGUGAAAAAGAACUAUGACAAGCUAGGUUGAAGUUUGUCUGAAGUUUGAAGUUUGUUACAUUUUCUUUUGUACAAGCUAUUCUAACUUUUUCAGUGUGUCACACAACACUAGUGGAUAGACAAUGUGUGUCUAAGCAUCUCAUUCUUUCGCAAUCGCGACUCUCAGUCGGAGGAGGCCGCUUCCUCGACAUCAGCGCCUAGGUCGGAUUCAAGGGAGACCCAAUUGCCAGUGUUGUUACGUGAUAAUGCGCCGGUCGAGGACGAGGCAACGACGAAGUGUGAAGGAACCUUUUUAACGCAGGAUUCCCCAUUCAGUGAUACUUUUCUCACGCAGCUCUCGGCAGGUAGCGGAGCAGAGGCGAAGGAAAAGUCGUCAUUUAUGAUUGCUAGGCUUUGUACUUAUUGAUAGUACUACGAGUAGAUCACUCAGUAGAUGAUGAACAAACACAAAGUUUUGUGAUUCCUGCAUCGGGACUAUAGGACACACAACGACCGCAUCAAAGGAAAACGAAAAACAUCUGUUUAAUCUAGUACUUAUUUGCCACUUUUGUUUCUAAUCGCGGCAAGAUCCCGGUCGAUUGCGGCAUUUCGGGAAAGCCUGGGGUGGAUGACCCUGGAACGCCUAGUACAAUCGCGGCCUCCUCGAUGGCCUAUUCCAGUCUAUCCUCUUUGGCAAUGCCGUCUUUUGGUGGUAUUCCUUCGAUGUGCGCGAUGCCAUUAGGAAGCGCGCCUCCGAACUAUGCGGAGGCUAAUGCGAGUCGAUUCUGAAUCAGUUUAAUGUCCAUUUCUGCGUGGCAUCAAAAUCGGCGUGCCAUCAGAAGUCAGGGAUGCUACCUUAUCGAAGAGAUAAUCGGUUGGAGUCUAUUUCGAAGAAAUGUAAUUAGUAAACUGACACUAAAGUCAGUCGUUUGGGAAUAUAGUAGGAAUCAAUUUUGUGGACUAGAGGGUACGAAAUUUUUCAUGGGGGAUCAUACAGUGAGAGAUUCGAAGGUAGUUGAUCAGCAAGAGGGAGAAAUUUAGAGGAAGUCACUUUGUUUAGAGAUGAUUAGGCGGACUACUGCACAGGGAGUAACUUUUUGCACAUUCAUAAUAAUACUUAUUUCCAUUGGGCGGACAUAAAUGUGACACUUCUUUUCGACAGGCGCUAUUGGAGACUCAGAAUGCAAUUAUCAGACAAGAAGGUUAUCAUGAACUAGAACUUACUAGCUUUUUAUUAACACGCGCCUAGUACGGCAUGGGUCAUGAUGUUUCUUCAGUGGUGAGAUCAGCAUUACAUGUUCUCACGUCUUAUGUCAGUGAAAAACACAAACUUGAUGUCCACUUAGUGACGCCGUCUGCUAAACAUAAAGAAUUGGUCCGGUGUAGGUGAAAGCGGUGGUCAUGGACGGAAAAGGAUGGCUCACCAUUUUUUCAG
This is a messenger RNA of Amoebophrya sp. A25, 2684 nucleotides long. The record is from the annotation of a GenBank genome assembly. NCBI's taxonomy places the organism in Eukaryota, Dinophyceae, Syndiniales, Amoebophryaceae.